Messenger RNA from Westerdykella ornata, 1924 nucleotides. RefSeq lists its product as uncharacterized. Bases 221 to 1924 code for a protein of 567 amino acids. The transcript is spliced from 4 exons. NCBI's taxonomy places the organism in Eukaryota, Fungi, Ascomycota, Dothideomycetes, Pleosporales, Sporormiaceae. Gene Ontology annotation, biological process: DNA recombination; DNA integration. The record is from RefSeq and is a predicted model, not a curated record. Gene Ontology annotation, molecular function: DNA binding.
GAUUCGGGAAACCUAGAGAGCCCUGGGAAUUCCCCUGCACUUCCGGAAGCGACGAUGGAGACCAACCAAAGCUUUCUCCAGCGGAGAUGUGAACUUAACUGCCCAUAUGCCUUGCUUACCACGGAAUCUCCUCCUUGCUACCUGAUACCACGAAAUCUCCUCCUUGCUACCUGCUACUACGGAAUCUCCUCCUUGCUACCUGAUUUCUCUUGAGUGCAUCAUGUCAAGUUACUCUAACGCCGAUUCUGACUACGACUCUGAUCUUGCCGCUCAGCUAGAAGAUGGGGUCUUUGAUAAGGCACGCGCUAGACCUUAUGAGGUACCUGUUCUGCAGAGAAUUCAAUCCUACUGGAAACAGUUCGCUAAGAGCGUUCGAUUACCCACUCCAAAUGAUAACCCCUUUGAUACCGCUCCACCUAUCCCCCAGGUAAAGGUAUAUUUCAAGUGGAGAGUAAAAAAGGGACACGGAUGCCUAACAAGCAAGAUAUGCAUCACAACGCUCGUGAAGGAGUUUGAGCAACUACACCACGCAAUCCGGUAUGGGAGUGGUCAUCGUUACACACAACGUGAGGUAUUUGAAGUAAGAAAGUUUAUUGAGGACCUCUCUAGAGAGGGUGCUUGCACACGGGCUGUCGAGAAGCCAGUCGCUCUCUAUGUCGACGUUGAGGAAAUACUGCGCUUCCUCUGGUGCGAAGACCCGUACAACUGGACCCAUCCUCGUCAGAUAAUACAAAUGACAUGGUAUCUUCUACUUGCCUCCUUCUACGGCCUCCGACCAGGCAAGAUUACAGAAUCAUCACACCAUUGGAACUCAAAUGAGGGGAUCUUGUACAAAGAUGUAUCUCUUUACCUACACAGGCAGGAAGACAAGUCUCUCAAGUAUCUCUUGAAGAUAAAUCUUCGAAAUCGCAAGCAUAGGAGAGGUGUGGAGGGUAUAUCGCAAGUUAUUACUCUAUACGAAGAAAAAGAACCCAACACUCACGCAUGCCCGGUUCGAUGGUUCCUCUACUUGGCCCUCGCAGACGACGUCUUUAGGGACAACAUAAACUUUGACGAACGGUGUCUAAGCCCUACAGUUACAUCCGUGAAAUUUCCUAUUAAACAGGAAAAGGAGAAUUUGCCAGUCCUUCGGGCAAUGGACGGCCCGGGGGGAAAAUCAAUCAGCCCAAACAGACUCUGGAAUGCAGCGAACCUUAGUACCGCACUAGCUGCACUUGGGCGAAGGUGUGGAUAUAAGGAUACUGUUUCUCCUUAUUCAGUUCGACGAGGCUUUGCAAAUGGCAUCGAAGGCAAGACAUCAGCACCUAAGUUAAGGCAGCUUAUGGGUCAUUCAAACGACGGAAUACUACAAGCCUAUUUAUCCCAGGAUGUUGGUAUUGACGCUCAGAAUGCAAUACGAGGUUUGCCUCAAGAUACUGCCCGCAUGGACUCCUGCCGUAGUAUUGGGUUUGCGAGGAAUAAAGAUGCACCAAUGCCCUGGGCAGGCCUAAUAGGGCUACGCCAACCCCCUUGCCCAGACGAGGAUGUGGCUACAGUUGUUACUGUUAAGGAACGAAAAAAGAAAGUAAAAGUCUUCAGACAAAGGUUGCUCUCCGAACGAAGACAGCGUUGCUUCGGUGGUGAAUUGGAAGAUUGCGAGCAAGACGACGAGCUUCUGCACGUUGGCCCAAGUAGGGUGCUUACAAAACCCAUUAUGGAAGAGAUCUUCCGCGUGGACGCGGCUCGAAGGCAGGUGAAAGAAGUCCUAUGGGAACGAAAGAGCACUACCCAUAGCCAUACGUUCCUUCUGCCAGUCCUAAUUGCGAUGGCAAAUCCCAAGCCGUUCGUGGCAGCUUACCCCGAUAUGGAGAACCCCAUUGAUCACGGCCAUUGCACAUCUUGCUCCGGGCACCAGGUCGGCACCAGGAAGAAUACACUGCUAUGA